Molecule: messenger RNA, 7203 nt
Organism: Haplochromis burtoni (Burton's mouthbrooder)
Lineage: Eukaryota; Metazoa; Chordata; Actinopteri; Cichliformes; Cichlidae
Gene: sema3h
Product: sema domain, immunoglobulin domain (Ig), short basic domain, secreted, (semaphorin) 3H
Exons: 18
Coding region: 365-2668 (767 amino acids)
Biological process (GO): positive regulation of neuron migration; semaphorin-plexin signaling pathway; neural crest cell migration
Molecular function (GO): semaphorin receptor binding; neuropilin binding; chemorepellent activity
Source: RefSeq, a predicted model, not a curated record
GAGGAGCCGGGACGAGAGACAGAACAGUAGAGAGCUGUCAGGCUGCGAGGAGGCAGCAGAGAGACGACUCACUCAUUUUCUUGGAGUACGUUUUGCCUCCAUCUCUGACGCGUGCGUGCACAGAUAGCAUCGCGGACACAAAGAUGGUAAAGUUUGAGUGUGAGUGCUACUUCUUACCUUCCUGUGAAAAACUGUGAAUCAUUUUAAGGAUCUGGACUUAAGCCUGACACACUUGGACAUCACUGGGACUUCACAGUUUACUUUGGCAGGCAGUUUAGCCCUUUCUCUGAGUUCUACACUGAGUUAGUGUGUCAGUUGCCAGAAUUCAGUACAUUUGAAGCUGGACUUGGACUCCCCGUGUGCGAUGAGGAGAAGGAUGCAAUUACUGGUGGUGGUCCUGCUAGCCCACCUCGGUGCCACCUUGACAGGAGCGUGGAGAGCAUCUCAACCCAGACUGCAGUUCACACACCCUGAGCUGAUCCAGAAUGGCCGGCUGCUCACGCUACCCCUGAUGGCGGGAGACCUGCACUCCCUGCUGCCCGAUGAAGACAGGAGACGUCUUUAUGUGGCCAUGAAAGAUGGCCUUCUGUCUACCAGUAUGGAUGACAUAACGCAAAACCCACGCAAGCUGUAUUGGCCAGCCAGUCCGGACCGCGUCCAAGAAUGUCUCAUGGCUGGGAAGGAUCCAGAGCUGGAGUGUGCAAACUUCCUGCGUGUUCUGCAGCCUUUUAACCAGACUCACCUAUAUGUGUGCGGCACCGGGGCCUUCAACCCCCGCUGCGCUUUCAUAGCCACCAGCGUCUUCCAUCAGUCAGAGCAUCAGACUCUCUCCUACGGCCAGACAGAGUGCGGGAAAGGCAAAUGUCCCUACGAUCCAUUCCAGAAAACGGCCUCUGCAGUCGUUGAUGGAGAGCUGUAUGCCGGCAUCACCUCAGACUUCAUGAGCCGGGACUCUGCCUUUUUCCGUAGUCUUGGCAACCGUCGUGUUAUCCGCACUGAGCAGUACGAUUCCACCUGGCUGCAGGAUGCCCAGUUCGUGCGGGUAGCGCCGUUGUCUGAAACUGAUAAUCCAGAAGAUGAUAAGGUUUACGUUUUCUUCACCGAGCGCGCUCAGGAGGCGGAAGGUGCUGCUGGGAAGGUGCUCUACUCCAGAGUGGCACGUGUGUGCAAGAACGACAUCGGAGGCCAGAGGAGUUUAGUUAAUAAGUGGAGCACUUUCCAGAAGGCUCGAAUGGUCUGUUCAGUCCCAGGACCAGAUGGCUUACAGACACAUUUCGACCAGCUCCAGGACAUCUUCAUCCUCCAGGGGAAAGACAAGAAGAAUCCUCUCAUCUACGGCCUGUUUACCACUUCAAGUGAUAUCCUGAACGGUUCAGCGGUGUGUGUUUACCGAAUGGAGGAUGUGGUUCGAGCCUUUAAAGGGAACUUCCUGCAUAAGGAAGGGCCUCAGUAUAAAUGGGCAGAAUUUACAGGCAAGGUGCCCUAUCCACGGCCAGGAACAUGUCCGAGCAGUACAUAUGGAAGCUAUAGCUCGACCAGAGAGUAUCCCGACGACGUCAUUUUCUUCAGCAGAACUCAUCCGCUGCUGCAGGAAAAUGUCCUGCCGCUUGGAGAGCGACCCCUCCUGGUCAGGGUGGGUGUUCAUUACAAGUUCACCAAACUGCUGGUGGACAGAGUGGAGGCUGUCGAUGGCACCUACGACGUCCUGUUCAUCGGUACAGACUCAGGACUCGUUAUGAAAGCAAUCCAUCUGCACAGGGAGCACGGCCAGAGUCAGGAGAUCACUCUGGAGCAGAUGCAGGUGUUUCAGCACAAAUCACCGGUGACAGCCAUGGCACUCUCAAAGAAAAAGCAGUGGUUGUUUGUGGGCUCCAAGGAGGGUGUGUCUCAGCUGGCCCUUUACCAGUGUGAGCUGUACGGUCAGGCCUGCGCUGAGUGCUGCCUGGCCAGGGACCCCUACUGCACCUGGGACGGACAUGCUUGCAGCCCCUAUAUGCCGACCGUGCGCAGGAGGAAUGCUCGUCAUUUAGGAGAGGAUGAGGAUCCACUGACUCAGUGUGUCAGACAGGGGGCCGGACUGCAGGUGGAGGCAGAACAGAGGGUGAUGAUGGUGGCAGAGGGUAACAGCACCUACCUGGAGUGUUUGCCUAGAUCCAGACAUGCUGCAGUGACCUGGUACAAACAGGCUGGAGAGAACAGCGCUGAACUAAACCAGGUGAUAACUGGUGACCAGCUGGUGGUGAUCGAGCGGGGUGUCCUGAUUCGUCGAGCCGAGCUGUCUCACGGCGGGGUCUACCACUGCCAGGUGGAGGAGCACGGCUACCACUGGACUGCGGUCACUGUGCGCCUCGCUGUUUGGAGCCCCUCUGCCAAUCGCCUCCUGGCUUCCUGGUCGGCCUCGUCCUAUCAGAGCGCCGGAACCCAGCCGUGGUACGAGAACGUGAUGGCACUGAUUCACCCCGGAAACCUUGGCCAGCACUGCAAGGCUCUGGGAUACCGCCCUCCACGCAACCACCAUCGCCAUGGUGACACAAAGGCGGAGCCACACAAGGAGAAAGAGAGGCACAAGCAUGGCGGGGGAAGAGGAGGAGGAGGAGGCGGCGGAGGAAGAGCAGCGGGGAGGAAGAGCAGGAGCAAGCCGCAGCAGAGGGCGCCGAGGAGUGCUUGAAUGCGUGCACGAGCGGGAAGGCAGAUUUUCAGUGACUUCAACAACUACACAAACACGCAAACACACACACACACAAAUGCACACAUGUACACAUACACAGUUAACUUAUACACUGAGACACACACAUACUGUAUGUACAGAGACUACUUCAUGCGCAUGCACUUAUCUACAAACAAACAUGGCGUCCUUUCAUUAUAGAGACAAACAAGCUAAGCUACACACGAGUGACUGAAGUAUGUACAGGAUCUGGACAGCGAGGACUGUUUCACCGGGACAAACGACUGUAUGAAUGAAAAGGCUUAGGUUGCAUCGCAUGUUGAAUGAAGGAUAAAUGGCAUGCCUAAAUCCCUAAGUUUGACUGACUCUGAGUCAUGACAAGGACAUUUGAUUGGAUUCUUUAGAUUUGGACGCUCUACAGAGAGAGAGAAAAAAAAUAAAAACAAAAAUCCGAGUCUCGUUCCAGAAGUCGAUUUUAAGCAUUUGGAAAAAUCAUCCAAACCGUCUGUCCCGAAAAGGACCAUACUUGUGGUUUUGCAUGUUUUUGCCCAUUAAUUAGGAAUCACAGCUAUCCCUCAAAACAGAGCAGAUGUUUUUUAGAUUGAUUUCCUACCUUCCAGGCAAAAAACUGCUUUCCAUUUAUUUUGUGAUGUGGAAAGAGAGACAUUUUUUUUUCAAAGUCAUGUUCUUGAAGUUGAAGAAGUACUUUUUUCCCCAAGUACUUUGCAAAACAAUUAUUGCGCUUCAAUUUCAAGGACACUCUUUCCUCUGGCAUACAGGAAUAAAUUUUCAAACUGCUUCUUUGUUGUUGGAAAGAGAACAGAAGUUGACAGAAGGGCAAAUAUGUAUUUGCUGAAAGGCUGUCAAAUACCAUUCAAAUGUCAUUGGAACCCAAUGAAACAGCACAAAAAAGAAAGCUGUCAAACUGUUCUCUGUAGUGAAGAGUUUGUUCAUCUUAAAACUUAGUAUGUACGGCAGUGAUACAUAAUGAAAAGGGCUAAAACAUCCAAAACAAGCUGUUAGUGAUCAAGGUAACAGUUUAACUCUGCAGAAACUUUGAUUAUUUUUAUUUUGAGCAGCAGCAAAUAGCACUGAUGAGUUUUAAUUUUCUUCACUUAAUGGAUAUAUAACAUAUAAUCCUUCAGGCGGUUUCCCUACAGUAAGGGCUUUGUUGGUUUCUUCAGAUAGGUGGGGUCUGACCACAAGAUGACUGACUGCGACCAUGGAGAUGAAAGGCAGAGAAAAAGCAUGGCGACGGCUUUGAUGAGGUUACAGAUCAGCUUUCCCAGGACAUUAGUGCUCUGUGUUGCAGCCGUGCAGACCCGCUACAGGAGAUGUUUCCAUUAUGUUCUCCUCAGUGUUUGCUUCUGCAAUGCUGGCUCGGUUAAGACUCACGGGCAUAAGCUGCCAUUGGUUUUGUGCCACGACACAGAGAGCGGUUUGGUUUAGGUGUGGGAACAAAGUGAACAAAAGAAGGAAAAAAAAUGCUCCGUGCUGUUUAAAGUGUUGGUUGAGUGUAUCUGGAGUCCCACGUGUGGACGUUGUACAAAUUUAGGAAAAAGGUGCAGACACGUCUGAACAUCAACUCCAACAGAAACUUCGCUUUGACAUUCAGAACUGAGUGUCGUCCGCUGGUCUGAAGUAGGGCGCUUUCAAGCUUUCUAUAUAUUCAACAUCUAUUAGGUUAUUGUUUAAGAAGUUGAGAGUGAAUUUUAAAAGAUUUUCAUUACAACAUGAACAAGAGGAUCAAACUGUAAACCGAACUAGAAGAAAACUCUGUACAGAAAUGCAUGUUUCCCAACCUGUUGGUGAAUUUCAGUGGAUUAGACUAACACAGAAGAAUGGAGCACAUUAUUGCAGGUUCUGCAGCCCCAGCUGGUAAUGACAUCUGACUGUAAAUUAUGAAGCAGGCCCAGCGGAUCAUAAAGAAGCCUUUAUUAUACCAAGCUGGAACUGGAGAAAGUGCUAAACAGGACUGGCGUCAAAUGGACUCUGGCCAGUGGGAUUUGAGUGACUUUGUGAGGCAGUAAAUUGUGAUUUGUUCUUAAAAUGUUAAACGAACACAGCUACUUCCAUCUCUAUUUAACUUCCUUCUUUGUGCUAUUUAUUAUUUUAAUCUGGUGUGAGACUACUUCUUUGAGGAGUUGUGAUACUUUUUUGACAUGAGUGUCUUUGUUGUUCUGUCUUUGUACGUAUGUCUGACGUCCAAUUGUUACCAGUUGAUGUACCUUCCCACAUUCACCAGUGGAAGUGUUUUUAUUUUCGUUUUUUGAAUCUUGUCUUUCGUAUUGGCAUCGAAAGGAAGUGCUGCUUCAGUCUGAGGCAGUGGGAACUAAAUGUGCAUUUAAAAUAUGAUAUUUUUUCUGCUUGUCUUCUCGUUGUUGACGUUUCCCAGAACACUGGAUGCAGACUAAAAGUUCCAACAUCAAGCCUGAGCUCAACAGUACUGCUGUUGUGUGUGGCUCACAUUGCAUGAGUUCUAGUUAAAUCAUAGAGAGAGAAAGGUGUAGCUAAAGGACAGAGGGAAAACUUACUAAAUUAAAACUUAAUCGAAUUUUAUAUGCUAUACUGGAAGAACGAGCAUUACAUGCAUGGUUAAGCCCAAUAAUAACAGCCUCAAAGUUUUCCCUUAUUUAAUAUCAUCCAGCAGUGGUGAUACUGAGCACACAUUACUGACGGUAAUAUAUACCAUGAUCCUGCUGGAUCCCAGUCUCUUUGCUGUAUGCUUCGUCUCUCUAUGUGGGUUAGGAUCUGUGUGUCUUUUUGUGUGUUUGACAUUAAUGGGAUCAGAUUUAGAGUAGCUGACAGGGCUGUGUCAAUAAAUCUUCCAAACGUGGAACUCUGCAAUAUAUUCGAGAUAUUUUUUUGAUGCUAUAAGAAGAAUGUAGCAUCAACACAAAGCACAGAGAGCCCACAGAUAAUUAAUAUGGGUUUGGCUUCUUGGUGUCUUGGCUCUUUGCUUCUUGGCUCGGGCCACAUGAAAGAAGUCACAGCACUGAACUAAUUCUGAGUUUAGUUUAUAAGGGAACGUGCGACACUGAGCAGCUGUCCAAGUGUCACGCAGCCAAUUCUUAAAAAUGAAAGUGUGUGUGAGAGUGUAACGCUGCAGCUGUAAUCUAAAAUGAAAUCAGGAUUUGGCCUGUUGUUAAGCUGCUGUUUAAAGUCGUUUAGAGUCGAAUAGCUUACUGCUAAAUUAUUUUGAUUGGUCACACAGCUGGUUUUCUAGCAGAUUUUCUGUGCUCAUGAAAAUUGGAAAUAUUUCCCUGAAAUAUGUCCAGAGCAAGCAAAUAAUCAUCAUAACAUAACAGGACUAAAGCUUUGAUUAAUUCAAUUUCAAUUUAGUUGUAGCUAAAGUGCCAAAUCAGCAUAACAAUUGCCUCAAGGCACUCUAUAUUCUAAUGUAACGAUUCAAUAAUAAUAGAGAGAAAAUCUCGACAGUGGGACAACCCUCUGUGAUCAAGCACCUGGUGACAGUGGCAAGGAAAAACUCUUUUAAUAGGAAGAAACCUCUGGCAGAACCAGGCUCAGGCAGCGGCGACCGGUUGGGGGAGUGAGGGAAGGAAGACAGCAUAAAAGUCGUGCUGUAGAAGAGGGCCAGAGAUUGUAGCUUUCUCGUCACAUAAUAUUGUAUCAUUUAUCAGUUAUCAUACUGCCGCUGAAGCUGCUGAAUGCUAACACUACAAUCACUUAUGUAUUCUAUCACAGAUUUAAAGCUCUUCUAAUUAGCCAUUGUUGUGCACGCCCGUUGUUAAGAAAACAUGCAGGAUUUCUGCCCAAAUGGCUAUCCAUUACUGCAAAAGAAACUACGAUAGAAUCACAAAUCACAAUACAUAACAGCAUUUAAUAGAGCUGAGCAAUUGAACCAUAAUCAGGUCAACUGAAGCAAGUGCCACUAGCUAGCUAGUUUAGCUUAGCAUAAAGGUUAAAAAAUAGUGGCAGUGCAGCUAGCCUCUCAAACUGCAGUUUGUUAUAUGGACAUUUUACCCCAGAGACCCAUGCAGAUCAUAAAUAUAGGCUCGAAUUCUACUCAAUAAGAAGACACACCCUCAGUCUAACAAAGCAAAGCUUUCAACUCUAUUUUUCUUGCUAAUUUUGACUGCUCUUCGGGUUAUUUGAAUUACUAUUCAAGAGAUCCAGAAACAUUAAAAAGAUAAACCUAACUAUGCUUGUAAUGACCCUGCCUUGUGGAUAUUGUGUGUAUAUAUAUAUAUAUGAAUGUGUAACGUGUAUAUUUUAUGUCGGAUCCCAGCUCUGCUGAAAGUUCUCUGCAGAACUCCAACGAGACAUUUUUAUGGAGGACCAUCUUAAACAUUUAAUGCUUUUCCUGUAAGACGAGGUGCAGAGCUGCUCCUCGUUCAUUACAAUGGCCUCACUCUGUUAUGCUGUAUUUACAUCUGAGUGCCAACAUUCGUCUCUUGUGAUUUUCCAGAACGACUUCUCUGCAGACAAAAUGAAACUGUCAUCACAUGAUCUCCUCUCAUGUGCAGAGACUUUGUUUUUCUUUUUGUAAAUAUGUAUAAAGGUCUGCUUUCAAAUGA